AUGGGCUGUACGCUGAGCGCCGAGGACAAGGCGGCGGUGGAGCGGAGUAAGAUGAUCGACCGGAACCUCCGCGAGGAUGGCGAGAAGGCGGCGCGCGAGGUCAAGCUGCUGCUGCUCGGUGCUGGUGAAUCUGGGAAAAGUACAAUUGUGAAGCAAAUGAAAAUUAUCCACGAAGCUGGUUAUUCAGAAGAGGAAUGUAAGCAGUACAAAGCAGUGGUCUACAGUAACACCAUCCAGUCAAUUAUCGCUAUCAUUAGGGCCAUGGGGAGAUUGAAGAUUGACUUCGGUGACUCGGCCCGGGCGGAUGAUGCCCGCCAACUCUUUGUGCUUGCUGGUGCUGCAGAGGAAGGUUUUAUGACUGCAGAACUUGCUGGAGUUAUAAAGAGACUGUGGAAAGACAGUGGUGUACAAGCCUGCUUCAACAGAUCCCGAGAGUACCAGCUUAAUGAUUCUGCAGCAUACUAUUUGAAUGAUUUGGACAGAAUUGCACAACCAAAUUAUAUUCCAACUCAACAAGAUGUUCUCAGAACUCGAGUGAAAACCACAGGAAUUGUUGAGACCCAUUUUACUUUCAAAGAUCUUCAUUUUAAAAUGUUUGAUGUGGGAGGACAGAGAUCUGAGCGGAAGAAAUGGAUUCAUUGCUUCGAAGGAGUGACCGCCAUCAUCUUCUGUGUGGCGCUGAGUGACUAUGACCUGGUUCUAGCUGAAGAUGAAGAAAUGAACCGAAUGCAUGAAAGCAUGAAGUUAUUCGACAGCAUAUGUAACAACAAAUGGUUUACAGAUACAUCUAUUAUACUUUUUCUGAACAAGAAGGAUCUCUUUGAAGAAAAAAUCAAGAAGAGCCCUCUCACUAUAUGCUAUCCAGAAUAUGCAGGCUCAAACACAUAUGAAGAGGCAGCUGCAUAUAUUCAGUGUCAGUUUGAAGACCUCAAUAAGAGAAAGGACACAAAGGAAAUAUACACCCACUUCACGUGUGCCACAGAUACCAAGAACGUGCAGUUUGUCUUUGAUGCCGUAACAGAUGUCAUCAUAAAAAACAAUCUAAAAGAUUGUGGUCUCUUCUGA
This is a messenger RNA of Budorcas taxicolor (takin), 1065 nucleotides long. RefSeq names its product G protein subunit alpha i1 (gene GNAI1). The record is from RefSeq and is a predicted model, not a curated record. The coding region runs from base 1 to 1065 and encodes 354 amino acids. Gene Ontology annotation, cellular component: heterotrimeric G-protein complex. Gene Ontology annotation, biological process: adenylate cyclase-modulating G protein-coupled receptor signaling pathway. NCBI's taxonomy places the organism in Eukaryota, Metazoa, Chordata, Mammalia, Artiodactyla, Bovidae. Gene Ontology annotation, molecular function: GTP binding; GTPase activity; G-protein beta/gamma-subunit complex binding. The transcript is spliced from 8 exons.